This is a messenger RNA of Neoarthrinium moseri, 1716 nucleotides long. RefSeq lists its product as uncharacterized. The coding region runs from base 1 to 1716 and encodes 571 amino acids. Lineage: Eukaryota; Fungi; Ascomycota; Sordariomycetes; Amphisphaeriales; Apiosporaceae. Gene Ontology annotation, biological process: transmembrane transport. The record is from RefSeq and is a predicted model, not a curated record. The transcript has 12 exons. Gene Ontology annotation, molecular function: transmembrane transporter activity. Gene Ontology annotation, cellular component: membrane.
AUGGCGACGUGGGUUCCCGAGCAGAUCGUAACGGAGAAACUGGUUUCCCAGGACGACCCUGAAUACACAGCCGAAAUCCAGGAGGCCCGCGAGCAGUCUUCUUUGCCUUUGGGAAAGCCCCUAGAGGAGAAGAAGUUCUGGUUCCAGCGAACCAAAAAGACCUACGACCCUUAUUCUAUUGCAACACUACCAAGUGUCUUUGAUGUUCCCGAUGUUGCGCCCCAAUAUCAACCUCGCGAUGACUGGGAAAAUCUCCAUCGAUUUGACCCCUCGGCACGGUGGACCUGGGAGGAGGAAUUCAAAGUCAUCAGGAAGAUGGACUUUCGCAUCAUGUCGUGGUGUAUGAUUAUGUUUAUGGCAAUGGAGCUUGACCGAGCGAACCUGUCUCAGGCUUUGUCAGAUACCUUUCUAGAGGACAUGCACUUUGAUACGAACGUUUACAAUCUCGGAAAUACCGUAUUCGCAGUCUGCUUUCUAUCCGGAGAAUUCCCCUCCCAACUACUGAACAAGUGGCUGGGCCCGGAUCGGUGGAUCCCCACUCAGAUCAUUCUGUUCUCGGUCGUUUGCGCGUCGCAGUUCGCGCUGAACUCUCGAGCCUCGUUCCUUACAUGCCGAGCAUUUCUUGGAUUUCUGCAAGGGGGCUUCAUACCAGAGGUCGUCCUUUAUUUGUCCUACUGGUAUAAACAUCAUGAGCUAACUCUCAGGCUUGGCUUUUUCUGGACGGGCAUGUUCAUUGCGGAUAUCCUGGCGGCCAUCAUCGCGUACGGCUUGCUUCAUAUGAAAGGGGUCCAGGGCUAUGCUGGGUGGAGAUGGCUCUUUCUGAUCGAGGGACUUAUCACGGGUAGUAUUGGUGUCCUCUCCUACGCCGUGAUGGCUCCAGGGCCAACCCAAACUGCAAGCUGGUUUCGCGGCAAGAAGGGCUGGUUCACGGAGCGCGAGGAGAUCAUUAUGGUGAACCGAGUUAUCAGAGACGACCCAGGAAAGGGCACCAUGCACAAUCGGCAACCGGUAGGAUUGAAAUUGAUCUGGAUGAGUCUCAAAGACGUCGAUCUUUGGCCCUUAUACCUUAUCGGUUUGACUUUCAAUAUCCCCACGCUAACGCCGACUCAAUAUCUGACACCGUCGCUCCGUGCACUGGGGUUCGGGACUUUCGAGACGAAUCUCCUCACGAUUCCUUACUUGGUUUUGAAGAUUGUUUUGAUGCUGGGACUAGCCACUCUAGCUGAAGUGACUGGCCAGCUUGCCGCCUGUGCAUCAAUCCUCCAGUUCUGGUCUUUACCCUUCCUGAUAUAUUUGCGUGUUGUUGAUACGACCAAAGUGUCAAAGUGGUUGACGUGGGGGAUGACGAGCUUACUGCUCGCUGCGCCGCUUGGACAUCCAGUACAAGUGGGCUGGGUCUCGCGAAAUGCGAAUGCGGUCCGAACUCGAACCGUGGGUGCGGCGCUCUAUAAUAUGUUCCUCCACGCAGGAGUUAUCACAUCCUCCAACAUCUACCGAGCAGACGACGCGCCUUUGUACAGACGAGGCAACAGCAUCUUGAUUGGAAUCGCAUGUAUGAACAUCGUUCUAUAUGCCCUGGCCAAGCUGUACUAUGUUCAGCGCAACAAGUCUAGAGAUAACAAAUGGCAAGGGUUGACCCCAGAGGAGAAGCUUGUGUAUCUGUCUGAGAACAAGGAAAUGGGCAACAAAAAACUUGACUUCAGGUUCGCUUCAUAG